UCUCAGCUCUGUGCAAGUCUGCACACCCACACAUAUAUACUCAUAUAUAUUUACAUACACAUAAAAUUUUCUCUGACACUUUUUCGUUUAAAUAAAGAAAAAGAUAAAAAGUUUUUUCUGUGGAUUGAUAAUUGAAACAAUCGUCGUAGAAGCAGAGAUUCAACCUUCUCCUUUCUUUAUCUUUCCCUCUCACAAACAGAAACUUUUCAAAAGAAGAAAAUCACCGAAACGAUGGCGUUUCACCACAAUCAUCUCUCUCAAGACCUCUCUUUCAAUCAUUUCACCGACCAAGACGGACCUCCUCCGCCGCCUCCGCAGCAGCAGCAACAUUUCCACGACCCUCCGCCUCCAAAUUGGCUCAACACGGCGCUUCUACGCUCCGACAACAACAACAACUUCCUCAACCUCCACACCUCCGCCGCAACCACCUCCGAUUCUCCUUCCUCCGCCGCUGCUAAUCAGUGGCUACCCCGUUCCUCUUCCAUCCUCCAGCGUACCGAAAACAACAACAGCUCCGGCGCCGCCGUUGUCAUCGACGAAGGAGGAGCAGAGACGAUGAUCGGCGGCGAGAACAAGAACGACGGAGGAGGAGGAGCUGUGAGCUGGCAGAAUGCGAGGCAAAAGGCGGAGAUACUCUCCCAUCCGCUCUACGAACAGCUUCUGUCGGCGCACGUCGCGUGUUUGAGAACCGCGACGCCGGUUGAUCAGCUUCCGAGGAUCGACGCGCAGCUUGCUCAGUCGCAGAACGUCGUUGCGCAGUACUCUGCUUUAGGAGCCGGACAAGGACUCGUCGGCGACGACAAAGAGCUUGACCAGUUCAUGACGCAUUAUGUUCUGCUUCUGUGUUCUUUCAAAGAGCAACUACAACAACACGUGCGUGUUCAUGCAAUGGAAGCUGUAAUGGCUUGUUGGGAGAUUGAGCAGUCUCUUCAAAGCUUAACAGGUGUGUCUCCAGGAGAAGGCACGGGGGCAACAAUGUCUGAUGAUGAAGAUGAACAACAAGUAGAGAGCGAUGCUAAUAUGUUCGAUGGAGGAGGAGGCUUAGAUGUCUUGGGGUUUGGUCCUUUGGUUCCUACUGAGAGCGAGAGAUCUUUAAUGGAGCGUGUUAGACAAGAACUCAAACAUGAGCUCAAACAGGGUUACAAGGAGAAAAUAGUAGACAUAAGAGAGGAGAUACUAAGGAAGAGACGAGCUGGGAAAUUACCAGGAGAUACCACUUCUGUUCUCAAAGCAUGGUGGCAAUCUCAUUCCAAAUGGCCUUACCCUACUGAGGAAGAUAAGGCGAGGUUGGUGCAGGAGACAGGUUUGCAACUAAAGCAGAUAAACAAUUGGUUCAUUAAUCAGAGAAAGAGGAACUGGCAUAGCAAUCCAUCUUCUUCCACUGUCUUGAAGAACAAACGCAAAAACAAUGCAGGUGACAGUAGCGGAAGAGAGCGUUUCACGUAGAAAGAACAAAGUAUAUGGAGUGAAUUUGGGAUCUGGAUUGGAUGGGAUUCGAAGCAGUGUUUAGGGGUUAAAGUUGGGUUUAUACAGGAGAGGGGACAGUAUUAGAAAGCAACUUUUUGUGCAAUUACAACAUAGUACGUAGUAGUUUGGUUAUGUGAUGCCAUAUAUUUUAUUAGUAGUACACACAAACCAAAGAUGAAAUAAGAUGAUUCAGGCUUUUGUUUGAUGUUUUUUUCUUCAAUGGGAUAUAGUUUGUAUGCAUGAGUUUUAUUAUGAACCAUCAUCAGCAUGGUAUCUUGGGAAUAAGACAGUGAAUGGAGGUCAUUGGGAUGCA
Molecule: messenger RNA, 1780 nt
Organism: Brassica oleracea var. oleracea
Lineage: Eukaryota; Viridiplantae; Streptophyta; Magnoliopsida; Brassicales; Brassicaceae
Product: homeobox protein knotted-1-like 3
Exons: 6
Coding region: 232-1446 (404 amino acids)
Biological process (GO): regulation of DNA-templated transcription
Cellular component (GO): nucleus
Molecular function (GO): DNA binding
Source: RefSeq, a predicted model, not a curated record